This is a messenger RNA of Peromyscus leucopus (white-footed mouse), 4611 nucleotides long. RefSeq names its product solute carrier family 22 member 13. The transcript is spliced from 10 exons. The coding region runs from base 1742 to 3409 and encodes 555 amino acids. NCBI's taxonomy places the organism in Eukaryota, Metazoa, Chordata, Mammalia, Rodentia, Cricetidae. Gene Ontology annotation, biological process: transmembrane transport. The record is from RefSeq and is a predicted model, not a curated record. Gene Ontology annotation, molecular function: transmembrane transporter activity. Gene Ontology annotation, cellular component: membrane.
UAUGUGCAUGAGUCUUUUGCCUGCAUGUAUGUAUUAUGUGCAUCAUGUGCAUGCCUGAUGCCCAUGGAGAUCAGAGAGGACAUUUGAUACCCUGAAAUUGCAGUUACAGAUGGGUGUAAGCUGCCAUGUAGGUGCUGGGAACCAAAUCUAAGUCCUCUGCAAGAAUAAGAAGUGCUCUUAACCACUGAGACGUCUCUCUGGCCUCUUGUUUAAAAAACAGUGAAUAAACCACUGGAUACAAUUUUCAGACAUAGGAGUUCAUAUGUGCAUGGAUCCAAAGGAGCAUGGUCAACCUAUCAGUGGCCUUGCCUUCAAAGGAUGACACUCUUCCUUGAGCAGCAGCCAUCAACUGCCGUCAGCACCUCAGCUGAGGUGAAGGAGGAGUGUGGGGAAAGGCAGGAGCACACCAGAACUUUGCCUACUUACUAGGCAUUGACCAACCUUUUCUCACCCCUUCCCUCCCUGUGCCCCCGGGGACUCUGGUAACCACGCUACUCUUAUCUUGUGUGAGAUAAAGAUUUUAAAGAUUUCAUGUUUGAGAUCAUGUGGUGUUGGUCUUAGUAUGCUUGGCUGUGUUCAGUGACUGUAAUGAUCUCCAGUUUGAAGUAUGUUAUCACAAAGAACAGAGUUUCAUUGUUUUUAUGAUGAAUAAUAUUCUGUUGUAUAUAUGUGCCAUAUUUCCUUUAUGGACACUUUGGUAGUUUCCAUUUCCUAAAUGCUAGCAUUUCUAACUGGCUUGAUCUUGCAUAGGUCCUGUGCAGGUAACUAACGACAGCUGAAGGAGUUGAUGUGUGCAACAGCCCUGUUAUAUCUGAUGGUCUGCAUCCCACACCACUCCACCCCAGCCUGCAGCUCGGACAUUCUCCCCACCCUCUCUUCUGUAUUGUCCCGUGAGCCUCAUGGGGAGGUAGACACAGAUGUUCCCUCUGGCUGAGCACUCACAGUGACUAGUUAAGAAGUCUCAAAAUUAACCACUACCCUCGACAACAAGAAGCUUCUUUGACCAAGAUUGAGAGCAUCACACAUACAUGAAUAUAAAAACAAAAGUAUUUAGAAGGCAGUUUUACAUUAUAGCUAUUUAACAAGACAAAAACUCAUAGAUUAUUUCCCAGGGCUUAAGACUUUAGUAGCCAGGGGUUUCGAUCAUGUUCACAGUCCCAAGCAUAAAUUUCCUUGUAUAGAGCAGGUCUCAAGUCCAGCUGAGGACAGUUGGGUUAGCCUGUGGCAGUCUUGCCACAAUUGUACCAGGAGGCACAUUUUGCCUGGCAUUGUAGCAUGUGGGGAUGAAUGCUGGGUAAAACCAUUGUAAAGGACUUUUACCAUGUACCUGUCAUAUCCCCACUUCUGGUGAGGUUGCAGACAUGCUCAGAAUCUGAGUUUUUAGUGGUGGGAGGCAUUAGAACUGACUGGGAACUGUUAAGAUGUUACAGUUGGAGCCAGUGAGGAUGACAACUACAUCUUGUUGGAGAUUUUGGCCUGGAAAGGUAUUCCGUACUGUUGUGAUGCUGUAUCUGUCACAGCCAAUAAAGCAUUCUCAGAUGAGUGUGGUUUUGUUUUUGUUUUUGUUUCUCUCAGGUUCAUUCUUGUCGGUCUAGGGAGAUAAGGUAUAAGCUGACAGGUGUAGCUGCUUCAAGCUGGUUAAACAUUAACUCAGCUGUCACCACAGCCCAGAGCAGCAAGCGCCCCAAAGCCAAGUUUCAGACCUGCCUGGUGUUCCUAGACUAAGGAGUGAGCAGCAGACAUGGCUCACUUUGCACAGGUCAUGGCUGAAGUGGGCGACUUUGGACGCUUCCAGGUACAGGUGACCAUCCUGAUGGGCAUCCCCAACUUCCUGUCUGCAUUCUUCGUGUUUGGUCAGAUCUUCAUGGUCCUUGAUGAGGCUCACCACUGUUCAGUGUCCUGGGUCAAGAACCACACUUUCAACCUAAGCGCUGCUGAGCAGCUGGCAGUCAGCAUCCCCAACGACACGGCAGGCAGACCUGAGUCCUGCCUCAUGUUCCGGCCCCCUCCAGAUAACGCCAGCCUGCAAGACAUCCUCAGCCACCGCUUCAAUGAGACCCAGGCCUGUGACUCAGGCUGGGACUAUCCUGAGAACAGGCCUCAGUCCCUGAAGAAUGAGUUUGACCUGGUGUGUGAUCGGAAGAACCUGAAGAGGACUUCACAGUCGGUGUUCAUGGCUGGACUCCUCGUUGGGGCCCUCGUCUUUGGGCCCAUCUGCGAUUGGAUUGGCCGAAGGGCCAGCAUUCUGCUGCAGCUGUUUCUGUCAGGCCUCAUAGGCGUGGCCACAGCCUUCGUGCCCAGCUUUGAGUUCUACAUGGCUCUGUGCUUUAUCUCGGCUACUGCUGUCGCUGGAUAUAUGAUGAGCACCAUGAUCUUUGUUUCAGAAUGGGUGGGGCCGUCCUGGAGAACCAAAGCCAUGGUCCUGGCCCAGAGCAGCUUUGCCAUUGGACUGAUGGUGUUAGCAGGCCUGGCCUAUGGUGUCCGCAACUGGAGACUCCUUCAGCUAAUAGGCACCACACCAGUCUUCUUGCUGGUCUUCUACUUCUGGGUUUUGCCAGAAUCCCCACGGUGGCUCCUCUCCCAAGGAAAGAUAGAGGAGGCCAAACAGCUGGUCCAGAAGGCAGCUUCAGUGAACAGGCGGCCACUUUCUCCAGAGCUCCUGAGCCAGCUGGUCCCUGAGAAGACAGGCCCCUCGGGGAACGCCCUGGAUCUUUUCAGACACCCCCGUCUCAGGAAGGUGACCCUGAUUCUCAUUGCGGUCUGGUUUGUGGACAGUCUGGUGUACUAUGGCCUCGGUUUCCAAGUGGGGGACUUUGGCCUUGACAUCUACCUGACACAGCUAAUAUUUGGGGCAGUGGAGUUGCCUGCCCGCUAUUCCAGCAUCUUCCUGAUGGAGAAGCUGGGUCGCAAGUGGAGCCAGUUAGGUUCUCUGACUCUGGCGGGCAUCAUGUGCAUCGUCAUCAUCUUCAUCCCAGCAGGGCUCCCCACGGUGGUCACUGUGCUGGCCGUGGUGGGGAAGUUUGCCUCAUCGGCUGCCUUCACCAUAUCCUAUGUGUACACCACUGAGCUCUUUCCCACCAUCAUCAGGCAAACAGGCAUGGGGUUGGUGAGCAUCUUCUCCAGGAUUGGCGGCAUCAUCUCACCGCUUGUGAUGCUGCUGGAACAGUACCACAGGGCCCUCCCCAUGCUCAUCUUCGGCAGCCUCCCGAUCGGGGCAGGCCUCCUGUGUGCUCUGCUGCCUGAGACCCGGGGCCAGACACUGAAGGACACCAUCCAGGACCUGGAGCAGGGCUGCCCGCCACGAUCUUCAGUGGCACAGUCUCCUGAGAAAGAAAUGGUGGUUAAAGGAAGAAGUUCUAUCCUCAGGGUUCCCAUCGGCCAACCUUCUCCUUCCAGCUGUGGUUGUUAAGGGCUUGCUCAUUACAGCAGCAGCUCACACAGUGGGUACAGCUGGGCUUGUUUUGAGGGAGGGACAAGACCAGCUUGUUGGUCAGAACUUCUCUCUCUCUCUCUCUCUCUCUCUCUCUCUCUCUCUCUCUCUCUCUCUUUGAAGUAUCGCCCAGUACCAUGUUUGAAUUGGGAUCCUGGGUGUGUCUUUGUCUUUGCCUCUUGGAUUGUGUCUGUGCCAUGUCUUGGUGAGCAGGAUCCCAGAGGAAGGAGUGUAUGCAUAUGUAAGAUACCACAGCACAAGCCAGAGCUUGGGGAAGCACCAGUAACAGUCUUCUCCUUGUUCCCACCUCUUAAGCCUCCCACUGGGAUUCACAUUGCAUACCUGGGCCCAAUGUCAAUGCAAACCCUUGGAGAACACUGUGAAACUAUUUCCAGAGCAUCACGGAUUCUUUGAGAAACUUCCUCCUUCACACUUGGUCACCUUCUCUUGUCAGGGUGGGUGUGAGCAGGGCUGUACCUGUACUCUGUGCAUCCAGUCAUGCUAUUUCGUACUGUUCUCUUUUGAAAUCAUGGACAAACAUGUUCUUCAGCUUCCUACCAGUACCAUACUGUGUCCCUCUAAUAAAAAGAGUACAUACAGAAAUGGGAAAGUGCAUUUCAGAGCCGAAGCCGUUUACUUCUCUGAGUGAUGUGAUGAUGUAUGUGCUCCACCUUGGCAGUGAUUAUCUAUCCUGGGAAAAGACUUAGAGGGAUCCUUUACUGACAGCCAUAUUGCAAGUGUUUUCCUGUUGCUUUUGGUUUUGUUGUUUGUUUUGUGGCAUGAGCUGUAUUCCCAGACCUGCCUUUGGGGUCUUUGUAGACAUUAUCUUUUCCGUUUCUUAGGUAUUGGAUGUCUGGGGAUAAGUAUUUUCAUUGUGUAAUGUUUAAUUUUCAUUGUCAACCUGACUGGAUUUGAAUUAUCAUGGAAGAACUAACUGGGUGUGUCUGUGAAGAUGUUUUUAGAAGUCUAACUGAGGAGGAAAAAACCCUUCCUGAAUGAGGGCAACAUUAUCCCAUUGGCUAAGGCCCUGGGUGAAUAAAUGAAAAUAUGGAAGGGAGCUGAGCAGCUGAGUUCAAGUCUCUACUUCCUGCCACAAUGACUUCCCUGCAUUGGUUUCAUGACUCCCUGAAUGGAACUGUACCCUCAAACUGUGAGCCAGAAUAAAUUCUUCCCUCACUUUC